Messenger RNA from Rhodotorula graminis WP1, 579 nucleotides. RefSeq lists its product as uncharacterized. Lineage: Eukaryota; Fungi; Basidiomycota; Microbotryomycetes; Sporidiobolales; Sporidiobolaceae. The transcript has a single exon. The record is from RefSeq and is a predicted model, not a curated record. The annotation marks the transcript as partial.
CAGGCGCCCCAACACGGGCAGACCAAGGUGCACCGGCACCGGCCAAAGACGUCGCGCGAGGAGGAGCACGUCUACGUCUUGUCGCUGCGCCUCUCGCCUCCACUGCACGAUGCGCUCAACACGCUCCGCACGCGGUACUUUCCCGCCGAGCGGCUCAAGGUCCCGGCGCACCUCACGCUCUUCCACGCCUUGCCGCGCUCGCAGCUCGAGCGCGUGUGCGCCGACGCGCAGCGUGUCGCGAGCGCGACGUCGCCGUUCGUCGUCACAACCGGGCGAGCGUUCCUCCUCGGCAAGAACGGCGUCGCGGUCGCGCCGGGCGUCGGGACCGAGGAGGGCGCGAGCGUGCACGCCCAGCUGCGCGAGCGGUGGGAGCCGUUCUUGAGCAAGCAGGACGCCAAGGGCUUCAAGGCGCACUGGACGGUGCAGAACAAGGUCGACGAUGAGGACAAGGUCCUGGCGGCGUUCGACGAGGUGCGCGACUGGGCCAAGGACGAGGGCGCCGAGGGCGAGGCGAACGGGCUCGUCCUGUGGCGAUACGACCGAGGGUAUUGGCGCUUCGAGCGCGAGUUUCUAUUCGGC